CCAAACGCCCUUCGUGUCCCUCGCGGCUCACGGAGCCCGAGAAGCCAUCCUCGGCUCCUCCACCUCGCCUCUGCAUGAGAGCGGGCCGCAGGCGACGUGUCGCGGCGGCAGGCGGGCAUGGGCACACCUGGAGCCCGGCCGCGGCGACACCAGCCAUCCCUCGCCUCCCUCCACUCCACCUCCCCAACACGCGCUUGCCUCCGCCCCCGGCCUAUAUAUUCUCGGCAGGUCUUGACCCUGAUGCUUCUCGCUGCCGUCUUCUCGUCCGGCAACCAUGGUACACGAGACAAGAUCACGGGCGCACGUGGCUACCCAGGAAGAAGGGAAGGCCGCCUCAAAAAGGCAGAAAACAGAGAGCAAAGACCAGGAGAGGGGCCAACAGGUGCCCUCCAGGAACAAGAAAUCGGCUGAGAGUAAAGGACAAGAUGUGGAGUCAGAGGCACCAACGAAGAGCAAGAAGCUCAAAGCUGAGGAAUCUGAGCCAAAUGGGAAGGGAGCUGCAGCAAAAGAGUUCGCAGAGUUCUGCAAGGCUAUAAGAGAACACCUCUCCGUCGAGGACAUGCGUAAGAUCCUUCAAGCCAGUGAGCAAGAUGCUUCUGGAUCAGAGGAUGCAGUUCGUCCACGAUGCGAGGAUAUGAUGUUCUAUGGUCCUCUCGAGAAGUGCACAGUAUGUGGUGGUCAGCUUGAGUUUAAGGGGUUGAAAUACAGGUGCACUGGGAACUAUAGCGAGUGGGCACGGUGCACUUUCAGUACUAACAAUCCUUCAAGGAAACGUGGUCCUAUAAAAGUCCCUGAUGACAUAAAAGAUGAUUUUGUCCGCAAGUGGCUGAAGCAACAAGAAGGAAAGGAGUUCCCUAAACGUGAUAUUGAUGAAGAGGCACAUAUCUUCUCAGGGAUGAUGAUUGCCUUGUCUGGGCGGAUGUCACGCUCACAUGGUUACUUCAAGGAGCAGAUUAUGAAGCAUGGAGGAAAGGUCAACAAUUCUGUGCUUGGUGUUACAUGUGUAGUUGCUUCUCUGGCUGAGAGAGAUAAAGGUGGCUCGGGAGGAUUUGCUGAAGCACUGGAGCGCGGAACUCCUGUUGUUAGCGAGAAUUGGAUAGUUGAUAGUAUCGAGAAGAAGGAAGCUCAACCUUUAGCUGCUUAUGAUAUUGUGUCUGAUGUUGUUCCCGAAGGCCGAGGACUCCCGCUGGGCCAGCUUGAUCCAAGUGAGGAGGCCAUUGAGACCUUAGCUGCAGAGGUUAAACUCGCUGGCAAGAGAGCGGUUCACAAGGACUCUAAGCUGGAUAAAGAUGGUGGAUCUAUCUUCGAGAGGGAUGGCAUAAUCUACAAUUGUGCUUUUGCUGUGUGCGAUUUAGGAUGCGAGAUGAAUCAGUUUUGCAUUAUGCAGCUGGUCAUGGUCCCUGAAAAUCGUUUGCACCUUUACUACAAAAAGGGCCCAAUUGGUCAUGACCAGAUGGCAGAGGAACGAGUUGAGGAUUUUGGUAACCGUGUCAAUGAUGCUAUUAAAGAAUUUGCUCAGCUUUUUGAGGAGGUUACUGGAAAUGAGUUCGAGCCAUGGGAGCUAGAGAAGAAGUUUGAGAAGAAGAGUAUGAAGAUGUAUCCCUUGGACAUGGAUAUCGGUGUUGAUGUGCGCCAUGGAGGCGCAGCGCUUCGUCAAUUGGGAGCUGCUGCAGCACAUUGCAAGCUUGAUUCUUACGUUUGUUUUCUCGUGAAACAGUUAUGCAGCCAAGAAAUAUACAGGUAUGCUUUGAUGGAGAUGGCCCAAGAUGUGCCUGACCUUCCCAUAGGGAUGCUUACUGAUCUCCAUUUGAAGAGAGGGGAGGAAAUGUUACUUCAGUGGAGACAAGAUCCAGUCUCAGUUCCGGAGUCUGGCCCUGCUGCUGAUGCGUUCUGGACAGAAAUAAGCAACAAGUGGUUCACUCUGUUCCCCACAACUCGGCCAUUUACGAUGAGGGGAUUUGAGCAGAUCGCUGAUAAUGUAGCCUCUGGUUUGGAGACGAUUCGUGAUAUAAAUGUCGCUUCUCAUCUUAUAGGGGAUGUGUUUGGUUCAACCUUGGAUGAUCCAGUAUCUGAAUGCUACAAGAAGAUCGGUUGUUCGAUCAAUCCUGUUGCUGAAGAUGCAGAGGAUUACAAGAUGAUUCUGAAGUAUCUGGAGAAAACAUAUGAACCUGUCAAGGUUGAUGAUGUGGUUUAUGGUGUGUCUGUCGAGCGGAUAUAUUCUGUCGAGUCUAAAGCUUUUCCUUCUUAUGAGAAAAUAAAGAAUCUGCCGAACAAAGUUCUUCUCUGGUGUGGUACUAGAAGCUCGAACUUGCUCAGGCAUCUGCAUAAAGGAUUCCUGCCUGCUGUUUGUCACCUUCCUGUACCGGGAUACAUGUUUGGCAAAGCCAUAGUCUGUUCUGAUGCAGCAGCUGAAGCCGCUCGCUAUGGCUUCACUGCAGUGGACCGCCCAGAAGGGUACUUGAUCUUGGCGGUGGCCUCUCUGGGCGAAGAGAUCACAGAAGUAACUGGCACGCCAGGGGCAGAGGAUGCGAAAAGCUUCGAAGUGAAGAAGAUCGGCGUGAAAGGGGUCGGGAGGAAGACGACCGACGAGUCGGAGCACUUCACCUGGAGGGACGGCGUGAAGGUCCCCUGCGGCAAGCUGGUGCCGUCGAGGAACAAGGAUGGCCCGCUCGAGUACAACGAGUACGCCGUGUAUGACCCAGAGCAGGUGACCAUCUGCUUCCUGGUCGGGGUGAAGUACGAGGAGCAGAACAUGGAGGUGGUGCCGGACGACGAGUGAAGCCGUCAUGCAUGACUCGGAGAUGGUCUUCCGCAUUCUGCUGUCGGUGUAGUGUUAGUGUGAGCUAGUGACGCCUUUGGCACCCAUGAAGCGUGGCACCGGUGGUGGUGGCAUGUGAUGAUACCGGUGGCGGCCUUUGCUUCAUUUUUCAGGCCGCCUUCUUUUGGUUUCUCCAUCGCUGUGCGUGUGUACGUAGGAUGGAGACCUGUAGUAGUAGUGAAGCGUAACCCUGCAAGGACAUGUCUAAGCUGGAAGAACAUGAUGUGUACCUGUAUCAGACACUCAGUUAUGUACAUAUUUGCUUUGGAUCUUAGCGCGACUUUGU
Molecule: messenger RNA, 3104 nt
Organism: Phragmites australis (common reed)
Lineage: Eukaryota; Viridiplantae; Streptophyta; Magnoliopsida; Poales; Poaceae
Product: protein ADP-ribosyltransferase PARP3
Exons: 18
Coding region: 275-2779 (834 amino acids)
Molecular function (GO): zinc ion binding; NAD+ poly-ADP-ribosyltransferase activity
Source: RefSeq, a predicted model, not a curated record